Messenger RNA from Glycine soja, 1379 nucleotides. RefSeq names its product mitogen-activated protein kinase kinase kinase 18-like. Gene Ontology annotation, molecular function: ATP binding; protein kinase activity. The record is from RefSeq and is a predicted model, not a curated record. Gene Ontology annotation, biological process: protein phosphorylation. The transcript has a single exon. Lineage: Eukaryota; Viridiplantae; Streptophyta; Magnoliopsida; Fabales; Fabaceae. The coding region runs from base 111 to 1379 and encodes 422 amino acids.
AACCCUUAACCUUAACCUUCCCACAUAUAUAUAUAUCUUCUAAUUCAGAAAAGCUAGCUCCCAACUACAUCCCACACUUUAAUACUAUAACUAACAUCCCAACACCAUUCAUGGAUUGGACUAGAGGCCACACCCUCGGCCGCGGCUCCACCGCGGCCGUCUACAUCGGGGAGUCCCACCGGUCCGGUGAAGUGUUUGCCGUGAAGUCUGCGGAGCUCCACCGGUCGGAGUUCCUCAAAAGGGAGGAGAGGAUUCUUUCAACACUGAAAUGUCCUCAAAUUGUGGCCUACCGAGGCUGUGACAACACGUUCGAGAACGGCGUGCAGUGGUUCAACAUGUUCAUGGAGUACGCGCCUCACGGGACCCUGGCGGAGCGCGGUGGCGGGAUGGAAGAAGCGGUGGUGGGGUCCUGCACGCGCCAAAUUCUGCAGGGCCUGAACUACCUUCACUCCAAUGGGAUAGUGCAUUGCGACGUGAAGGGGCAGAACGUGUUGGUGACGGAGCAAGGGGUGAAAAUUGCGGACUUUGGUUGCGCUCGGAGGGUGGAGGAGUCAUCGUCGGUGAUCGCCGGCACGCCGAGAUUCAUGGCACCAGAGGUGGCGCGUGGGGAGCAGCAGGGGUUCCCUGCUGACGUGUGGGCACUUGGGUGCACUGUGCUGGAGAUGAUCACCGGGACGCCGCCGUGGCAAGGCGGCGGAGACCCGGCGGCGGUGGUUUAUAGGAUUGGAUUCUCCGGCGAGUCGCCGGAGAUACCUGGUUAUGUGUCGGAGCAGGGGAGGGACUUUUUGGGAAAGUGUUUGAAGAGGGAGCCCGGUGAAAGGUGGUCGGUGGAGGAGCUUCUUGGACACGGUUUUGUUAAGGAGUGCACGGAAUUGAAGUUGUUGGUGUUGGAUUCGGACACUCCCACUGGUGUGUUGGAACGAGGUUUUUGGGAUUCACUGGAGACAGCUCAGCAUGAAGCACUUGAUUGUCCCUCUCCUAGGGACAGAAUUCGUAGGUUGUUUUCGGAUGAGCCUGUUUGGGCAUCGAACGAUGGCGAAUGGGUCACUGUGAGAGGCAAUGAGAUCCAUGACAUACAUUUGGAGGCUGAGGGUUUGUUCUUUCACCAAACCAACACUACUUUUUGUAAUGUCGUUAGUGAUGAAGACAAUGUUUUGGUAACUUUUUGUGAUCCUGAAAUUGUAGAAUCAACUGCAGCUGAAUUGAGUAUUAGUGAUAAUGAUUGUUAUCUUAGAGGCAGAAACUGUGAUUGUCGCACCAGAGAAUCAUUGUUGUCAGCUUGUGUAUGUCUAGUGAUUGUUUUCCAUGGAAAAUUUGAUUCUAAUAAGAUGAGAUUUUUUAUCAUGCCUUGCAUUUUGCUCCCCUUUCACUCUCUUUAA